Molecule: messenger RNA, 438 nt
Organism: Rotaria sp. Silwood1
Lineage: Eukaryota; Metazoa; Rotifera; Eurotatoria; Philodinida; Philodinidae
Source: the annotation of a GenBank genome assembly
AUGUAUAAUAUCUCACAAACAUGUGAUCGUCAAUUUAUUGCACAAGAAGUAACAAAAAUACAAGUGCCUGAAUUUAAACCAAAAGAUAUUUCCACAGCAGAUAAUGAUAGUAACCAAUGGAGAUUUGAUGAUCAGCAACGAAUGAAUGUUCAAAAGGAAAACAAUUCAUCAGUUGAACAACUUCUUAGUCGAUUGCCUAAACUUGAUGAGAUAGUUGACAUUAAGAUUCAACCAUAUGAAUUAAAAACAGAUGAUGAUACGAAUUUUCAUAUGGAUUAUAUAGUAGCAGCAACUCUUUUACGAGCUGAAAACUAUAAAAUACAAAUAACUGAUCGAAGUCAAAUCAAAAGAAUUGCUGGAAAUAUAAUUCCAGCUAUUGUAACAACAACAGCAAUGGUUACAGGUCUUGUUUGUCUUGAAGUUUAUAAAUUAAUUUAA